AUGUCUGCUGAGACGGGAGGGAGGGGUGCUGGCGGUGGCGUAGAGGACUUCGCGUGGGAGACGUCCAAGGAGAACGUUAUGCCCCUCAAGAGAGGCCGCAAGGUGGACGCCAUCCACAACGCCUACGAGAGCAGCGGCAGCGGCGCCGGGGGCGGCUUGGGGUGUUCAUCUUCUGCGCGCGUGUUGGCUGACUUGAAAAGACACUUCGAGCCUCUAAUCGCUGACACCGAAUCGGAGACAGGGGGCCCACAAAACGAUAAUAAGGGCGAUGGGGGUGGGGGGGGGGGGGAGGAGGAGGACAAGCUCGCGAUCUGGUGGCAGUACAUCCAGACUGUUCAGGAUAAGCUCCCCUCCGAUCAGCAGGAGCAAUUCGACCUCCUGGAGCGGUGCUCCAGGAAGUUCAAGGACGACCCGCGGUACAAGGACGACAUCCGCUAUCUCCGGGUGUGGACUGCCUACGCGACACACCUUUCGAACGCGGAAGAUCUCUUCAAGUUCCUGUACAAGAAGGGGAUCGGUGGCAAGCACGCACAUUUCUGGGUGGGCUGGGCACUGUACGCGGAAAAUGCGGGGAAUUAUCCCAUGGCUGAGAAGCUGUACGUUAAGGGCAUCGAGCACCGUAGGGCAGAGCCGUUGGACGUGCUCAAGAAGAGGCAGGCUCACUUCAUGCGCCGCAUGCGUCGGCACUGGAUCAACAGCCAGAUCGAGGAGGGCACAACGGAGGACCAAGCGAGGGAGCUUCCGGGGGACGAGGAGGCUCGCAGGGGUAUCCUACGGUCCCUUUCGGUCACGGCUACAGAGCGCAACCGGCGCGAACAGGCCGCGGCGGCGGCAGCGCGAGGAGGCCCGAACGAUGAGAAUCGAGGGGCCGUUACGGGGGCAUCCGCGUCCCGCAGGGGGGGGCGGCGGCUGGGACAGAGGCCUUCUGCCGACACCGGGGGCGGGGGCGGCGGCAGGGGGAGUCGGGGAGGGAGGGGCGCCAGUAGUAACGCGUCUUCUGCUCGGCUUGGAUUCGCCGUUUUCGUGGAGGAAGAGUUCACGGCCGGGCCGGAGGCGGCGGCGGCGGCGGCGAGAGCACGGCGGGCGGCCGGAGGAGGCAUCCUCGACGACUCGUUUCAAGACGAUGGAGGAGGCCGUUCAUCAUCUUCUUCAGCAGCAUCGUCUUCUUCAGCAGCGUGGGCGGACUACGGUACUCGUGCUUCGCGUCAGAAGGAGAACACAGCCAACCCCAGCAGGUGGACUGAUGGUGCCUUAGGAGACCGUCCCGGAGCCGCGGCCCCCGCCCCUACCCGGCGGGGUGAGGGAGUGAGGGCAGCGGCACCGUUCCCUAUCUACAUUGACGAGCAAUUCGUGGAGAAGGAGGAGCAUGCUAACCCUGCUGCCACCGCCCCCCACAACCCCGGUCCAUCGGCGAAACGCCCGCCGCCCGGGGGAGGAUUAUCGGUAAGGCGUCAGCUUGAUCCCAAGGUUGGGGGGUCCGGGGGCUCCGCAGCAUCAGCGGCGGUGGGGGGGGUGGGGCGUAAGGAGCUCCUGGCGAAAGACCCGCUGUUCUUUGUGAAGAACGAUAAAGCCGCAAACGCGGACGAGCGACGGCUUGCGAGGUCCAACCAGGAGCUGUUGGCCUCUGACCGGGGAGAGAACGAGGGAGAGAAGGAGGAACACGAUGAGCAGGUGGAAGAGGCCCGCGCCAGGUUUGUUGCCGAGCAGCAACAAGAACCCCAUGCCGCCCAAACACAAGCCUCCUCCCCGACGGCUGUGGAGAUGGACAUCUGUCCUACCGACUCGGACAACGACGAUGACGACGAUGACGGUAGAGGCGACGGCGUGAGAGCGGCUUCCCGUACCGGCAAGCUAGCGGAGGGGACGGGCGGUGCCGGCGGUAGCGGCGGUGGGGGCGGUGGGGGCGGUGGGACCGGUUCUGGUGGUGGGGUCGUCGGCGGGAGCGGCUUUAGGCAGCCGGUGUUCGGAGGAGAUGACGACAAUAACGACAACGCUGCUGCAGGGUUAAGGAGGCGGUUGUCUCCACCGCCGAGGUCGUCGUCGUCGCCGUCGAUGCCGGCGGCGGCGGCGGCGGCGGCGGCGGCGGCGGCAGGGGGUGUCGCUGACGAUUGUCGCAGGAACGGCGCCGCUGGGGGCCGCGCGGAAGGGAACGGCGAGCCGAAGCGAGAGGACGGCGGCGGCGGCAGGAGGAGGAAGUUCCGCCAGCCUGUUUUCGGCGGUGACGGGGACGACCACCACCAUCCCAUUGCGUCUAAUGCUGACGCUAGCGCUGACUCUGCCGCCGCCGCCGCUUUCCCCCCCGGGUGCUCCGGUCGGUCGGCGGCAGCGGCCUUUGUCGGGGACGGCGGCGGCGGUGGCGGCGGCGAGAAGAUCACCGCGCCACCGGAGCCGGGGUCAGACGAGAACACCGCCCCCGCAUCAGCAGCAGCAGCGGCACCCGCGGCCGCCGCCGCCGCCGCUCGACCACCACUGGCUGGCGUUCUCCGGGAGGCCGGUGCUCCCCCCGGCGUUGGCGGCGGUGGCGGUGAGGACGGAAGGCGUUUCUACGGCGUGGAUGGUGAUGAUGUUCCGAGGGGCGAUCCUGCUGGUCCCGCAAAUCCCGGCCAUGGCGGUGCCGGCGGCGGGUCGGAGAACAAGGAUGGUGUAGUCGGCGGCGGCGGAAGCCUUAGCAAUACCUCCGUGAUGUUCGUCAAUCCGCGAGAGGCGGAGUGCGGAGGAGGAGGGGCGGCGGCGGCGGCGGCGGCGGUGGAAGAGUCUGCCGACGCGAGGGGCGGCUUGCAGAGGAGGCUAACGUUCGGUCACGCGGGGGCGGCGGCGGCGGUGCCGUCCGUCAGAGGGGAGGGGAAGCCUGCUGUUGUCGCUGCUGGUGGGGGCGGUGGAGCCACCGCGAAGGAGGCAAAGGACGGAGAGGAGGAAGACAUGACGAUCAACACCAAGCUCGUGUGGGAAGAGUUUUCGGCGUGGUUCGGCGAAGACGACGAAGAAGAAGGGGAAGACGCGGAUGGCGCGUUCGGGGAGGAGGGGGGGAUGAUGCUGCGACAAGAGCAAGGGUCUAACAAGCGCUGUUUUCGUAGACCCGGAUGGCUCCCUCGGCAAGGCCGCCCUUCAGGAGCGUGA
This is a messenger RNA of Ectocarpus siliculosus, 3117 nucleotides long. Lineage: Eukaryota; Phaeophyceae; Ectocarpales; Ectocarpaceae. The record is from the annotation of a GenBank genome assembly.